AUGGAUCGGCUGGGGCUCGAGAAAAGCACUUCUCAGGCUACCGAAACUACUUUUCUUCUAGACCUGCAUACGUCGAAGAUAAUAUCCACCCAGCCCGAGGAAGAUUUUUAUGACGACGAAAUACAGUACACCCCUGGCGAGGAGAGCCAAGUGAUUAGGAUCCUGGAUAGGCGCCUUUUACCAUGCAUACUUUUGACGACAUUCGUCCUUAACAUGGAUCGUACCAACAACUCAAACGCCAUCUCAGAUAACCUACCUCAAGAUUUAGGUUUUACCAUCGAUACCGUAAACACCGCUACAGCGAUAUACUCUGUCUUGUUCUCUGUGUUUUGUUUAUCUGGCGCUGUCGUGGCCAAGAUUGCUGGGCCUUCACGUUGGAUCCCUAUUCUUAUGUUCGCGUGGGGACUGGUUACCCUUGCACAUGCGUUGAUCAAGGAUAAAUUCGGUUAUAUAACUGGUGGGUGUGUGAUCCCUGCCACACUGGUCUAUCUAGGAGGAUUUUACAAAGGAACGGAGUUGGCCACACGUCUGGCCUAUUUGUGGGGUGUGCAAAGCGUGGCGAGCGCUUUCAGCGGCCUAAUGGCCAGUGGUCUCUUACAGCUUCGUGGUCUUUGGGGUUUGGAAGGGUGGAAAUGGAUGUUCAUCGUUGAUGGGAUAAUCACCGUUGCGGUCGCGAUAUUUACUUGGUUCUAUCUUCCCCGAGAUCUUAUACAAACAAGGGCUGGGUUUGGCGGGCGCAAAGCUUGGUUGACUGAUAGGCAGCUGAGGAUUGCCGUGACGCGAGUAAUCCGCGAUGACAUCUCGAAGCGAGUUUACGACAAGAGAGUCCAAUGGUCGGACAUCAAAGAUACGCUGACUGAUGUCGGUAUUGUGGGACACCUUCUCAUCACAUCGAUUGGCUUGACUCCUCUCACACCACUCCAAACAUGUAAGGGCCAAAUUCUUUCAGCCGUCAUUAAAUCCUUCAACUUCAACGUUUUCGUCGCCAACGCGCUAACCGCACCACCUUACCUCUUGCAUGGCAUUAUUAUGAUCAUGUUUGUUCAUCACUCUGAUAAAACGAGAGAACGAGGGUAUCAUGGUGCUUUUGGAGCGAGUUGGCAGCUUUUGGGGUGGAUUUUUUUAUGGGCUCUGCCAGAGGGUGCUGGAAGAGGCAUCAAAUAUUUUGCUGCAACAUUCCUUGCAUCGUGGCCGUAUACUCAUCCACUCAAUGUUGCCUGGAUGUCUGAAAACACAGGGAGCAUCGGGAAGAGGACGACCCUUACAUGUAUGUAUAGCAAAUAUAUACGGAGUAUGGGGAUCGCAGCGUUUGACGCCCAGAUUUACCGCGCAGAUGAUGCUCCUGAUUUCAAGCGAGGGAACCUAACCAACAUCAUGUUCGCUGGGACAGCAGUUGUUUUAUGGAUUGUGCAAAAGUACAUGUACAGGUAUCGCAACGCUGUUAGGGCUAGAAAAUUAGAAGUUAUGACGGAGGCUGAGCGAAGGGAGGAGAAAGACAGGAAGGAAGAGAAGGGAAAUGAUAGUGUCAUAUUCAAGUUUACUACCUGA
Molecule: messenger RNA, 1548 nt
Organism: Laccaria bicolor S238N-H82
Lineage: Eukaryota; Fungi; Basidiomycota; Agaricomycetes; Agaricales; Hydnangiaceae
Exons: 11
Coding region: 1-1548 (515 amino acids)
Biological process (GO): transmembrane transport
Cellular component (GO): membrane
Molecular function (GO): transmembrane transporter activity
Source: RefSeq, a predicted model, not a curated record